CCAACCGCGGAGUCAAAGACCCAAACAAUUCUCAUUGCUACGAAUAGCCGGUGACUGAGAGCACCCACCAUCUCAGAUUCCCCCACGGUAACUUUUUAGUUACAGUAAUAGUGUCAGUGUCGGUGUCGGGUACGCAAGCGGCAGCGCAUCCUCGGCCCUUUUCUUACCAAGGCAAUCAAUAUUACUCUCCUUGACCCUGACCUUCUCUCCUCUCCUCUCUUUCUUGACUCGUCUACGUUACCAUCUCUCUCUGCCUAUAUCCUCCUAGAGAGACUCCUCACGAGCAGUAGGAUUCGAAAUCAAAAUACACCAGCCCUCAUUUAAUAUCCAGUGCUUCUACCAAAAUGCCUGCGUCACAAGAAAUCCCUCCCAUCGUCGUGCCCUUUGUCUCGGAGAGGGCUAAACAGCUCCUGGAUAAGGUCGAGAAAUUCGUCGAAGAAGAAGCCAUCCCCGCAGAAGCCGUCUACGCUGCCCAAAUCGGCACCGGUGAAGCAAGAUGGAAGGGCCACCCCAGCAUCAUGGAUGAGCUCAAGCGCAAGGCUCGCAGCCAGGGCAUCUGGAACAUGUUCUUGCCCAAGAACCAUUUCAAAGAUGGCCCUCAAUUCACAAACGUGGAAUACGGUUUGAUGGCAGAACAGUUGGGCAAGAGCACAAUUGCUAGCGAGGCAUGCAAUUGCGCCGCCCCGGACACAGGAAACAUGGAAGUUAUUGCGCGAUAUGGCAAUGCCGCACAGAAAGAGAAAUGGCUCAAGCCAUUGAUGAAUGGAGAAAUCCGAUCUGGUUUCCUCAUGACCGAGCCCGACAUUGCCAGCAGUGACGGCUCCAACAUCCAACUCCGAAUUGAACGCAAGGGAGACCACUACCUCCUGAACGGAAGCAAAUGGUGGUCAUCCGGUGCUGGUGACGAUCGAUGCAAGAUCUUCAUCGUCAUGGGAAAGACCGACCCCAACAACCCAGACCCAUACAAGAGACAGAGCAUGUUGUUGGUUCCUGCUGAUGUCAAGGGUCUCAUCGUCCACCGCAUGUUGAGCGUGUAUGGUUACGAUGACGCUCCUCACGGCCACGGCCAUAUUACUUUUGAUAACGUCAAGGUUCCCCUGGAUGCCAUGAUUCUCGGUGAAGGACGAGGCAACGAGAUCAUGCAGGGAAGAUUGGGCCCUGGCCGCAUCCACCACGCCAUGAGAGCCAUCGGAGCCAGUGAACGAGCAUUGGAGUGGAUGAUCAACCGAUUGAACGACGAGCGCAAAGUCCCCUUUGGCAAACCCCUCCGAGAACACGGUGUCUUGCUCGAAUGGGUGGCUAAAGCUCGAAUUGAAAUCGAUGCCGCCCGACUCAUCGUCCUCAACGCCGCCAUCAAGACCGAUCAAAAGGAUGCCAAGUUCGCUCUCAAGGAGAUCGCCCAGGCCAAAGUCAAGACUCCCCAGGUGGCUUUGGAAGUCAUCGACCGAGCCAUCCAAGUCCACGGUGCAAUGGGUGUUUGUCAAGAUACCCCUCUGGCCAGCAUGUGGGCUCAUCUCCGUACCCUGAGAAUUGCUGAUGGUCCAGAUGAGGCCCAUCUUCAGCAAUUGGGCAAGAGAGAGAAUAAGACGAGGAAGGAUGAUAUCAUUGCUCGAAUCGCGAAGCAGCAAGAACGUAGCGCUCAGCUCUUCAGGACUCUGGGUGUCGAACGAAACGAGCUUGGUGCGGCCAAGUUCAAGGCCAAGUUGUAAGCCGGGUAUCUCAGACCAAAGAAAAGGUCUCUGGGUGAGAUGUAGUAAAUUUUUGAGUAAAUUUGGGCACACUUCUCAUGUUCAUCUUGAUGAAAUCAUAGACCGAUACAUGUGCCUCGUUUG
This is a messenger RNA of Exophiala mesophila, 1832 nucleotides long. RefSeq lists its product as uncharacterized. The record is from RefSeq and is a predicted model, not a curated record. The transcript is spliced from 3 exons. Gene Ontology annotation, molecular function: flavin adenine dinucleotide binding; oxidoreductase activity, acting on the CH-CH group of donors. The coding region runs from base 345 to 1709 and encodes 454 amino acids. Lineage: Eukaryota; Fungi; Ascomycota; Eurotiomycetes; Chaetothyriales; Herpotrichiellaceae.